Cynara cardunculus var. scolymus (artichoke) is the source of this 502-nucleotide messenger RNA. RefSeq names its product precursor of CEP14-like. Lineage: Eukaryota; Viridiplantae; Streptophyta; Magnoliopsida; Asterales; Asteraceae. The transcript has a single exon. Gene Ontology annotation, biological process: cellular response to nitrogen starvation; response to osmotic stress. The coding region runs from base 63 to 347 and encodes 94 amino acids. The record is from RefSeq and is a predicted model, not a curated record.
AUCUCUUCCUUUUGAGAAAACUCCACAAUCUUCCCUGAUCUCCACAAGUCUCUCUUUCUCUAAUGGCUCGAACAUCUCUUGCUCUCUUCAUGCUCCUGCUUCUAUUCACUUCUUCUACAAACGGCCGGAAACUGUUAAACAACCCGGAUUCCGGCAGCAAAAACGAAGCAUCACCGGUGGAAUUCAUGAGUUUAUAUCUAACUUCCCUUCCAAAGGGCACCGUACCGGCCUCUGCUCCCAGCAAAAAGGGUCAUGCUUCAACCACCGACGAAAAACUCAUCACCCGCCACCUCAUCACCGUCGACCGGAUCCUCCGCUCUGUCCCCAGCCCCGGCGUCGGCCACUGAUCACUUCUCAUUUUCCUUCUACAUUUUUUUAUUAUACAUACGAUUAGUUUUGUGGGUUUAUUGUUAUUUAAUUCUUUCUUUCUCUCCAUCAGUAUCAGAAUAGAAUCAUAGAGAGACCAUAGGUGUAUAUAUAUAUAUACACACACAUAUAUAUA